Fusarium proliferatum ET1 is the source of this 1254-nucleotide messenger RNA. Its product is annotated as related to YTH1 Protein of the 3` processing complex. Bases 1 to 1254 code for a protein of 417 amino acids. The transcript is spliced from 6 exons. Gene Ontology annotation, cellular component: nucleus. Gene Ontology annotation, molecular function: metal ion binding. The record is from RefSeq and is a predicted model, not a curated record. Lineage: Eukaryota; Fungi; Ascomycota; Sordariomycetes; Hypocreales; Nectriaceae.
AUGUCAGAAGAAGAACGAGAACUUCUGGCUCGUAUCAGUCAAGUUGCGGGCCAGAUCAACCGACAUAAGAACCAGCAAGCGGGCUCUCGGGGAUCUCCAAGCCUUCAUCCUGCCCAUCAUCGUCAAAACUCCUAUCGACAUGCGAGCUCACCGUACCCAGCUCGCCAUAAUAGAAUUGGCCGCCAUCCUACGGCGCACCACCACCGAACCCUUCACUUGAAUGGCGACAACUCAGCUGCUUCUCGGUCUGCCAGUAGUGGUGCUGAAACACCUCCUGGUUGGGUUUCCAGAACGGAUCGCCACCGCCAACUUAUUAACGCCAACGUUUACGAGAAGGAAACCCAGAAUCGAGCCAAGGCCAUUGAAGAAACACGCCAGAGAAAGAUCAAUGGACGCCGACAGCGCGAGAAGGCUCAGUUCAACGAGUUUCUGAAGCAUCAAGCUACCACUUCGAGUGCGCAGACUAACCCCGCAGACCGCAACGUGCUCACCAUCGACGGUGUCCAGUUCCGCGUUAUGGACGGCGGCAAGAAGCUUGUCAAGAUUCCUGAUGCCCUCAACUCCUCCUCACGAACUCCAAAGUUCGCCACUGUUGCUGGAGUCAAGUUUUACCGAACAAAGACAGGAAACCUCGUUGCGAACAGAUUCGUUAACGACCAACGGCGAACCGGCACGGUCAAGAAGAUAAAUCAACUCUGUAAAAUCUUCUCAACGACUGGUUCAUGCACCAAAGGCCCUCGGUGCCGGUACAUUCACGACCCGAACAAAGUGGCACUCUGUAAAGAUAUGCUGAAAGACGGGCAAUGUGUCAACGGCGAGUCUUGUGACCUCUCCCAUGACAUGACUCCUGAGCGCACCCCCAACUGUUUGCAUUUUGCCAAAGGCCACUGUGCCAAGGCUGACUGUCCCUAUACUCACUCUAAAGCUUCCCCAGGCGCCCCAGUUUGUCGCAAUUUUGGUUUCAACGGGUACUGCGAGAUAGGAGCAGAGUGUACUGACCGUCACGUUUUUGAGUGCCCUGACUUUAGCAAUACCGGCCGCUGUAAGGUCAAGGGAUGUAAGCUCCCGCACCGUGAGAGGGCAAGCGUCCUCCGGAACAAAACCAAUGCCGCUGGCGAGCCUCUUGGAGACAUUUCAAGUGAUGAUGAAGCUGCUGAUUCCGACGAUGUUGAUUCAGAUGAAGUUGCCGAGUUCAUUGAUGCAGACUCGGACCUUUCCGAUUUUGAAGAACAGAAGGACUUCAUAUCGAUCUAG